Rotaria sp. Silwood2 is the source of this 723-nucleotide messenger RNA. NCBI's taxonomy places the organism in Eukaryota, Metazoa, Rotifera, Eurotatoria, Philodinida, Philodinidae. The record is from the annotation of a GenBank genome assembly.
AUGAAUUCAACUGUUACUACUACCAUUAUUACUUCAGUAACAACAACAACAACAACAACAACAACAACAACAACAACAACAACAACAACAACAACAACAACAACAACAACAACAACAACAACAACAACAACAACAACAACAACAACAACAACAACAACAGUAUCAACAACAAGCACAACAGAAACAACAACUACUACGAUGAUUCCGCCGAACUUACUCAUUAAUCCAGGUGCUGAAGAUGGUAUUAUUUUUCCAUGGAUCGAUGGUGGUCCAGUUACGGCAAGAAUAGAUAAUGGUUCGAUAAACACCGGAUGUCAUCCUUAUCGUGGCGAUAAGUAUUUUCAUGGUGGUAUAAGUAGUACUGACUCAAAUAGCAAUCUAACACAAAGUAUUCUCUUACUUAAUGAUACUCACGGAUAUACAGAAGCUCAAUUGGAUAGUGGUAAUUUGUCGGUUUACGUCAGUUUUUAUGAACUAAGUAGCCAUGUAUCUUCCACAAUAGAUAGAGCUCAAAUUAGUUUAGCCUUUCGAACAUUGAAUCACAGUUUGAUAUCAACAACGACUACGCCCACACUUACAUUCACGUAUAACUGGACUUUUCAAUCAUUUUCUUAUCCAUUAUCGGUGGGAACACGUUAUAUCGAUUACAUUAUGAUCUUUAAUAAGGACUCAGGUCAACAUAUUGAUGCAUGUCUCGAUGAUAAUUCUCUUAAAGUCUAUUAA